This is a messenger RNA of Rhopalosiphum maidis (corn leaf aphid), 387 nucleotides long. RefSeq lists its product as uncharacterized. The transcript has a single exon. The record is from RefSeq and is a predicted model, not a curated record. The coding region runs from base 1 to 387 and encodes 128 amino acids. Lineage: Eukaryota; Metazoa; Arthropoda; Insecta; Hemiptera; Aphididae. Gene Ontology annotation, molecular function: nucleic acid binding.
AUGGAUUUUAAGUACAGCAAACGUAGUCGAAAUAGUGCACUGACUGAAAAAACCGAAAUUGUGUGUUGGCGUAGACGGUUUCUUGAACAAUUGCGUGAAUACCGAAAUGAGGGUCGACAUUUAUAUUAUCUGGACGAGACCUGGGUUAAUGCUGGUGAAUGUACCAGCAAAACAUGGAUCGAUACUACAAUUAAAUCACCCCGAGACGCAUUCCUACAAGGUCUGUCAACUGGUGCCGUAAAUCCUUCAGGAAAAGGUAAACGCCUUAUUGUCCUGAAUAUAGGUUCGGAAGAUAGGUUUGUCCCCGGCGCAUUGUUGUGCUUCGAAUCGAAAAAAAACACUAGAGAUUACCAUGACGAAAUGAAUGGGGAGACAUUUUACGAAUGA